CAAUAAGUCAUUUGCCAAACAAUCCCUUAACUUUCCUUCGGCGUUCCAAACUAAAAUCGGCUUAUGAAAACCGGUUCGACAUACCCUCCCAAACUAUCCGGUAGACGAAGAAGCUAGGGCAACCCAAAGCUUAAUAUUCAUACCCUCCAGUCUCUCGGAGAGAAAAAGAGAGCAUAGGAAGAAGAAGAAGAGAAUGCCAUUCAUAUCGAAAAUACAGAGACAAUCAGAUUACAGUCUCUUCCCUUCAACCUGUCCCAUCGUCAUCGACAAUGGCGGCUCCUAUUUCCGUAUCGGAUGGGCGGGAGAGACAGACCCUCGCGUUAUCUUCCGAAACAUCGUUCAGAGGCCACGCCACAAAAUCACCGGUGAAACAGUCACAAUAGUUGGUGAUCAUGAUCCUGCAUUAUUGAAAUACUUUGAUUGCACACGUUCAGGACCUCGUUCGGCUUUUGAAAGCAAUGUUGUCUAUCAGUUUGAGAUAAUGGAAUAUAUUCUUGACUUUGGGUUUGAUCGGCUGGGUGCAGAUCGGUCACAGGUUGACCAUCCUGUCCUUAUUACUGAAUGUGCAUGCAACCCAGUGCAGUCUCGCAGUAAGAUGGCAGAACUGCUUUUUGAGUCUUAUGGAGUGCCUUCAGUAGCAUUCGGUGUAGAUGCUGCAUUCAGCUAUAAGUAUAAUCAACGACUUGGGAUUUGUGAUAAUGAUGGCCUUGCCAUCUGCUCAGGAUUUUCCACAAGUCAUGCUAUUCCGUUUAUCAGUGGAGAGCCUGUUUAUGCAGCAUGCUGCCGAACUAAUGUUGGUGGAUACCAUGUCACUGAUUAUUUGAAGCAGCUUCUUUCACUUAAAUACCCACAUCACAUGUCAAGGCUUACAUGGGAGAAGGUUGAAGACCUGAAAAUGGAACACUGUUAUAUCGCACCUGAUUAUGCUUCAGAAGCCAAAUUAUUUCAGAAUGGGACCAAGGAAGCUGAAGAAAAGACAAGGUGUUGGCAGCUCCCAUGGACACCAUCACCUAUUGAGGAGCCUCCAUCAGAGGAGGAGAUUGCCAGAAAGGCUGCUCUAAAGGAGAAACAAGGUCAAAGGUUGCGAGAAAUGGCCGAGGCAAAGAGGUGUUCUAGGAUUAAUGAACUGGAAAAUGAAUUGAAGGGCUUGGAAUUCCUUUUACAGCAGCUCAAGCAUGUGGAAGAGAAUGCCGUCCCAUCUUUCCUUUCAGCAACUGGAUACGUCUCGAAAGAGGAAAUAGAAUCUGCAGUUGCGAAAGUAACACAGUCUUUACGGAAAGCAAAAGGUGGACAAGUUGAAAGUGAGGAGAAGGCAGAUCCCUCUGCAGCUGAAAAGUAUGCUCUCAUUGACAUCCCUGACAACAUGCUGACACCAGAGCAGCUCAAAGAAAAGAGGAGGCAGCUGUUUCUCAAAACCACAUCUGAGGGCCGGCAGAGAGCUAAACAGAAACGAUUUGAAGAGGAAUUAGAACGAGAAAGGCAAAACAAACGAGAUGAAGAAAAACGCUUGGAGAACCCAGAGCUUUAUUUGGAACAGAUGCAUGCUAAAUACAAAGAGCUUUCUGAGAAAGUUGAGCAACGGAAACGACAAAAGACAAAUGGCGGCCACACAAAUGGAAAUAAUAAUGGGUCUGGAGGUGUUGGCCGCGGGGAAAGAUUGAAUGCUGCCCAGAAGGAAAGGAUGCGCCUCUUGACUACGGCAGCAUUUGAUCGAGGGAAGGGUGAGGAUACUUUUGGCAUCAAAGAUGAAGAUUGGCAGCUGUACAAGCUGAUGAGCAAAGAUAAUGAUGAGGAUGAUGAGGGACCAGACGAGGAUGAAGCAGAGUUGGCCCGCAUCUCUUCUAGGCUCCGGCAAAUAGACCCAACUUUUGUAUCCAAAUCAGAGUCAGGGUCCACUGCUGAAGUCCCACGUUUCCGUCCUCUCUCCAAGGAAGAUUUCCAGAUUAUGCUUGGAGUAGAAAGAUUUCGAUGCCCUGAAAUUCUAUUUCGUCCCAACUUAAUUGGGGUUGACCAGGCAGGGUUGGAUGAGAUGGCUGGUGUUUCAAUAAGGAGGUUACCAUCAAAGGGCCAAAGUUUGGAGGAGAGAAUAACCAAUUCCAUCCUUAUGACUGGUGGGAGCUGUCUCUUCCCCGGUAUGGAUGAGCGUUUGGAAGCUGGAAUCCGCAUGAUUCGGCCAUGUGGGACGCCAAUACGAAUCAUCAAAGCAUCCGAUCCUAUUCUUGAUGCUUGGCGUGGUGCUGCUGCUUAUGCUGCUGCCAUGCAAUUCCCACAGCAAACUUUCACAAAGAUGGAUUAUUAUGAGAAGGGUGAAGAUUGGCUUCGCAGAUAUCAACUGAGGUACACAAUCUGAUUAUUGGCCUUCAAGGGAUGAUAAUUAUAUUGGGCAUCUGAUGGUGGGGCUAAACCACAACUUGAACAACCUUUUCUACUCCUACAUGGAUUCUGCUGUAUGCUAACAUUAUCACAAGGCUUGCCCCUUGUCUGUCAAUUGCUUGUGACAGUGGUCUACCAGGAAGAGGAAACAUUUCACGUUGUCCAGUUUAAAUUGCGUUGCUCGCUCUCUCAACUUUAUAUUAGCAUAAUUUUGACGGUUUUGUAGCAUGAAAUUAUAUGCUGAUCACGUGAUUUUGUGUAGCCUUUAGGGCUACGCAAGGCUAUUUCAACGUCUUUUGGACUCAUGAGGACAACAAUAAAAACUCUGGAUAUACACAAUCACCUUCAGGACACAUUGGAUAAAUCAUGGGACUCAGACCUUACAUCUGUCAAAACUUUGUAUUCGAGCCAACGCAUGGGUUCAGUGUGGAGUGUGCAG
Ilex paraguariensis (yerba mate) is the source of this 2812-nucleotide messenger RNA. Lineage: Eukaryota; Viridiplantae; Streptophyta; Magnoliopsida; Aquifoliales; Aquifoliaceae. The record is from the annotation of a GenBank genome assembly.